This is a messenger RNA of Cricetulus griseus (Chinese hamster), 686 nucleotides long. The record is from RefSeq and is a predicted model, not a curated record. Lineage: Eukaryota; Metazoa; Chordata; Mammalia; Rodentia; Cricetidae.
AUGCCAAACUACAAACUGAUUUAUUUCAAUAUGAGGGGGAGAGCAGAAAUUAUUCGUUAUAUAUUUGCUUACUUGGACAUAAAGUAUGAAGAUCACAGAAUAGAACUAGCUGACUGGCCCCAAAUCAAACCAACUCUUCCAUUUGGCAAAAUCCCUGUUUUGGAGGUGGGAGGACUUACCCUUCACCAGAGUCUCGCAAUAGCAAGAUAUUUGACUAAAAACACAGAUCUGGCUGGGAAGACAGAGUUGGAGCAAUGUCAAGCUGAUGCUAUUGUGGACACACUGGAUGAUUUCAUGUCACUUUUUCCAUGGGCAGAGAAAAAUCAAGAUGUAAAAGAACGGACAUUCAAGGAGCUGCUUACAUGUCACGCACCUCUUCUUCUGAAAGAUUUGGACACAUACUUAGGGGACAAAGAGUGGUUUAUUGGUAACUCUGUAACAUGGGCAGACUUCUACUGGGAUAUCUGCAGCACCACACUUUUGGUCUUAAAGCCUGACUUGUUGGACACCCACCCGAGGCUGGUGUCAUUGCGCAAGAAAGUUCAAACUAUCCCUGCCAUUGCUGCCUGGAUACAAAAGAGGCCACAAACAAAACUCUGAUACCAGCACCAGAUGGGAGCAACAUCAGCCUGCCAGAUGAUCCACACUUCUUACUACCACCAGUGCUCUCUGUUUUGUACUCUGCU